Messenger RNA from Closterium sp. NIES-67, 1933 nucleotides. The record is from the annotation of a GenBank genome assembly. Lineage: Eukaryota; Viridiplantae; Streptophyta; Zygnematophyceae; Desmidiales; Closteriaceae.
CAUCUCAGCCUCCCAGGUGUGGUUCUUCUCACCCUACACCAGUCCUUUCAUGCCGAAACCGUCCUUGCAACGAUCGUGCUGCUCAGAAAACACCGCAGCUUAGUCGCGCGGUCUUAUUUGUCGGGUCACUGCUAGCAGAUUUUCUGGCGCGAAGCCAGGAAAGCCUCCGCGCGAAGCAUCCAGACUCGUUCAAUAUUGACACCACGGUAGGAACAGGAACAGGAACAGAAACAAAAAGGGAAGCCAAAACCCGUAGCGUGGCACCCGCGUAUACGUAUGGGGAAGAAAAAAGGAAGAGGUAGCGAGGGGGGGGACGGGCAGGCAGCAGCUGCAGAGAACGGAGCAGGGGGAGGAGGAGCAGGAGCAGGAGGCGGAGCGGCGGCGUCGGGCAAGGACCACAACAAGUAUCGGAAGCCGAAGCCGUGGGACACGGACGACGUGGAGCACUGGAAGGUGGACAAGUUCGACCCGUCGUGGAACCCCACGGGGCUCCUCGAGGAGAGCUCCUUCGCCACGCUCUUCCCGCAGUACCGAGAGAAGUAUCUGCGCGAGGCGUGGCCCGAAGUGACUCGCGCGCUGAACGAGUUCGGAGUCGCGUGCGAGCUGAACCUGGUGGAGGGCAGCAUGACGGUCAAGACCACGCGCAAGACGCGCGACCCGUACAUAAUAGUUCGCGCUAGGGACCUGAUCAAGCUGCUCUCGCGAUCCGUGCCCGUCACUCAGGCGCUGAAGAUCCUGGACGACGAGACAUACUGCGACAUCAUCAAGAUCGGCGGCAUGGUUCGCAGCAAGGAGCGGUUUGUGAAGCGGCGGCAGCGGCUGCUGGGCCCCAACGGGUCCACGCUCAAGGCCAUCGAGCUGCUCACUGGGUGCUACGUGCUCGUUCAGGGUAACACAGUGUCGGCCAUAGGCACGCCCCGCGGGCUGAAAGCCGUGAGGCGGAUAGUGGAGGACUGCAUGAAGAACAUCCACCCCAUCUACCACAUCAAGACGCUGAUGAUCAAGCGCGAGCUGGAGAAGGACCCUGCGCUCAAGGAGGAGAUCUGGGACCGCUUCCUGCCCACAUUCAAAAAGAAGAACGUCCAAACAAAGAAGGUGAAGAGCAAGACGAAGAAGCCGUACACGCCCUUCCCCCCGCCGCAGCCGCCCAGCAAGGUGGACCUGGCGCUGGAGAGCGGCGAGUACUUCCUGUCGGCGGACCGCAAGGCGGCGAAGAAGCAUGCGGAGAAGAUGGAGAAGCAGGAGGAGGCGGUGGAGGAGAGGAAGCGCAAGAGAGAGGAGGCCUUCCAACCACCCAAGCUGCGCAAGAACACUGCGGCAGGCAAGAGCGCAGCUGGCAGCAGCAACAAGGUAUCCUCCGAGGACGUGGCGUCCAUGGCAAAGGCUCUCAAGGAGAAGACCAGCAAGCCCGCUCCCGGCUCCCGCUCUGUGCAAGGGCAGGGCGCCCAGGCGUUCCUGGCCGUGCCGGUUGCUGCUGGUGGUGGUACUGGGGGUGAUGGGGAGGGGGAGAGGAAGAAGAGGAGGAAGAAGAAAAGAGCUGCAGAGGACGAGUAGUAGAGGUGCCUUAGGUAGAGGAUGCAUGGGGCAGGACGCAAAGGCGUUGUUGGCUGUGCCUGCUGCUGCAAUUGCUGCUGAUGAUGAUGGGCUGGGGAAGGGAGGAGGAAGAGGAGGAAAAGAAGGCUGCGGCAGGGGAGUGAUGGAUGCUCUUUUUCAGUUGGAUGUUUCAGUGGAUGAAUGUACAAUACCGUACCGUGCCUUCCUCAUGGAGGCUUGUGGAGUGGGGUGGGGAGACUAGAGAGCUUUGGUCUUGGUGGUGUGGUGUGGCAAGAGUUUGGGACCGUGUUGACCGGAAGGAUGGUGAACUCAGGGUUUACAAGGCUCAAUCAAUCAUUUGAUCUCUAUGGCACUCAGGGGAACAAUCUAGACUCAACUU